Tetranychus urticae (two-spotted spider mite) is the source of this 1055-nucleotide messenger RNA. The record is from RefSeq and is a predicted model, not a curated record. NCBI's taxonomy places the organism in Eukaryota, Metazoa, Arthropoda, Arachnida, Trombidiformes, Tetranychidae.
AAAUCUCAAAUUCAAAAAACCGUUUGUAACUUGAAAUAUCAUCCAAACAAGUGUUAUUUCUGUUUAUGUUUUUUACUAAUUAAUUCCUUAAUUUUUCCCAAUUAUUUUAUUUUGCAUAGAUAACUGAAGUUUAUAUUUGUUGGAAUCAAUCUCAUCUCUAGAUCGGAUCAUUUGUAAUAUUUAAAAGUGAUUUAAGCGUUAGUUGUACAAUGUUUCUCAAUGAACUUCCAGAGGAAUGUUUACUCAUCAUUUUUGGUCUGAUAAAUGAAUUGGAUGAUUUAGUAAGCUGCUACAAAGUAUGCAGCAAAUGGAGCCGUUUAAUUGAAGAGCGAACUAGAAAGGUUAAAUAUUUGCUUGGUGAUUGGCCAGAUGAGGAGCCAUCUCCAAGUUAUCCGUUGAAUCAUGUUUAUUAUCGAACAGAGGAACCAAUCGAUGGAACAUGUUUGAGUACAUUAUUUCCUAAUUUAAUAGUUGCCGAAUUUCUUGGGAAACUCUGUAAAAAAGUAGAUCAUGAAGAUAUUGUUACAUUGGUCAAAAAGAUAAAAUCUUUCAAAGGAAUAAUUGAUCAUUUUUAUAACAGGGAUGAAUCAGUUUUCCAAUAUUGUGAUGAUCUAGAAAUGGUAUCAACGGAUUGCGUAUGGGACAUUGAGUCGUUCAUAAAAAAGAAGGGUGCCGGCAUCAAACAAUUGCAACUGCGGAAUUCUACUCUAGAUAGCUUCAUAAAUGAUGUCAAAUAUUUUCCAAAUCUUGAAAGACUGUUCAUUUGUGAUUAUGAAGAGUUUCCAGAUGGCCUCGAGCCAGAUGGUGCCAUAUUAAGCAGACUCAAAAUAGUUGAACUGUCCUUAAAUAAUUAUUGUAGUCACAAUCAUCAGGGUUUCAAGUUCAUGAACUCAUGUCGAAACUUACAAAGUGCUCAUAUUAGAUUGGAAUGUAAUCACAUUUCUGUUGGUGGACAAUUAAAACAUGAAUCUUUGCGAGAUUUAGUUUUAGAAUGUGUAAGUAUUUGUUUCAUGUAUUUGCUUGGUUGUGAAUAUUCUUAAAGUUUCUUUCAAAAU